Molecule: messenger RNA, 681 nt
Organism: Acanthoscelides obtectus
Lineage: Eukaryota; Metazoa; Arthropoda; Insecta; Coleoptera; Chrysomelidae
Source: the annotation of a GenBank genome assembly
AUGGAAUCAUCCGCGUCCGGUUCAGGAGAAUCGCAAAAUCAAAAAAGAAGUGUUAUUUGGAUGCAUUUCACCAAUAUAUCGGAAGCUAAUGCAAAGUCUAAUCUUUGUAAAAAUAUUUAUUCGCAUAAAAAUGGAAACAUUAGCAAUUUAAGGAAGCAUUUGAAAACUAAACAUCCGACUCUUUCAUUGGAAGGAGAAAGGGCAAAACGGCGGGUGGAAGACGAAAAUAUGCCUAGGUGCAAAAAGAACUUAGUUUCAGUCGAACAAUCAUCUAUUCCUUUAGAAGUACAAACAGUCUCCGGCACUGUCUCUAUUCCAGACAUCAGGCCCUCAUAUCGUGUGUCGGACGUUGCCACCUUCUCAGCUAGUUGCCCUACCAUCUGCUUACUCCUCUUACAACCGACAACACCGCCUGGCUCGUGCCGCUUGAACACAGCAACGCCUCAACGCCUGUUUCUGCGUCACGUCGUGCCGCCAAAAUCAACCGUCUUCACCUACGCGUACCGUUUUCGUCGCGUCUCGUUCCUUCUCUAUCUAACACCUUGCAACCGUUUCGCGCUACGCCGUUCUACUGCCACGAGUUGGGCGCCAAAUGAAGUGGAUCCGAGCUUGCACAAUAUUACUCAGGGUUUUUUCGUGGGUUUCAGUAAUAACGACGGCGAUAUGGCUAACAAACUUUAA